AGCCAGCGGAGGGAGCCUCUAGUCGCGGCUGCCUCGCGAAAGACGCCGGUAACAUCAGAGCCACGGAGGAGGUUGGUGGACGACGAGGUGGACGACUAGGUGGACGACUAGGUGGACGACGAGGUGGACGACGAGGUGGAGAAGGAGGAGCAAACAAGAGGAGGAAUAAAAGCCAUCACGUGCUGUGGCGUUCAAGCAAAGACCAGGCCAUCAAUCGUCACCUCUUUAAGAAAGAAACGAGCAUCUGGGCAACGGUUCUGCUCUGACCGAGACUGAAGCAGAGGUGCAAGGAGACGCAGAGCGCGUGUGAGGAGGAGGAGAAGGAGGAGGAGAGGGAGAGAGAUUCGUGGAGGGACAGCAGAACCCCGGAGGGUGGGAGGAGACAUGGCGUCUAGCAGCGGCACCGAUGACGACCUCACCAUCCCACGCGCAGCCAUCAACAAACUCAUCAAGGAGCUGCUGCCCAAUGUCCGUGUUGCCAACGACGCGCGCGAACUCGUGGUGUCAUGUUGCACCGAGUUCAUCCACCUCAUCUCCUCCGAGGCCAACGACAUCUGCAACAAGUCGGAGAAGAAGACCAUCUCCCCGGAGCACGUCAUCAAAGCGUUGGAGAGCCUGGGGUUCGGCGCCUACAUAGGCGAGGUGAAGGCCGUGCUGCAGGAGUGCAAGACGGUGGCGCUCAAGCGGCGCAAGGGCAGCUCGCGCCUCGAAAACCUCGGCAUACCCGAGGAGGAGCUCCUGCGCCAGCAGCAGGAGCUCUUCGCCAAGGCAAGACAGCAGCAGGCGGAGAUUGAGCAGCAGCAGUGGCUUCAGAUGCAGCAGGCGGCUCUGCAGGCGCAGCAGGCAGCCGCGAGCAGUGCGGCAGCCACCCAACAGGGGUCCUCGCAGGGGGACGACGACGAUGACAUGUGAUUGGUCGAAAAGUGUUACGGUCGCUUGCAUACGUGUGUGUGUGUGCGCGCGCGCGGCAUGUGUAUGUGUGCGUGAGAAUGCGUGUGUGUGUGUGCAUUUACUGAUAUAAACUCAGAUCGUGAUACAGGACACGGUGUGUUCUGGGUCUGCAGCCUCGAACUCGAUAAUUGCAGGUUUAAGGAGGAGCAGCUGUGAGCAACGGUGGAUCGCUCUACACUAAAAACCCGCGCGAUCGUGCGGUGGCGGGUUCUUUUUAACGACGCAGCGGAAGGAGGCGUCAAGUCGAAGGGGAGCCAGGGGGGGGGAGUGGGUUGGGGUGUUGGGAGAGGGCGCCGUUUGCUUGAGUUCAAAUUACUCCAGGGUAUUCGUGCGUUAUCUUGUUUAGCUCCCCCCCCCCCCCCCCCCCCGUGUUCUCGGGUUCUGCGUCUCGUUUGACGCGUGACGUCUCGGACAUUUCCUUCCACCUGCCGGAGGCGUCUUUGGAAGACUUUAAUUCACCUCGUGAAGACGCUUCCCCACCCCCCCCCCCCCCACUUCUCCUUCCCCAGCACGUGUCGCGAAACAUCGGACAUCGUGCCGAACAAAGCGUGGCACAGCCCGAAAGCGCACGGGAGAGAGCGCUGUGGGUUCAAAUGGCUCAUCCGUUGAGUGUUAUCGGAGGGUGUUAAUGCUGCUGCUGCUAAAAUGAAUUCCUCCGAUAGCGUUGAGUGCGCGUGAGCGUUCGGCCAAGUGACCGAGCAAGAGAAAAUCGCGCAGAGGCCUUUUGCGUUACUUGGGCGACGUUUGCCCGACUCGGAACUUUCGCGCCAAGACUCGUCCGUUCAUUUAUACGAGGAAAGAACUUAUUUAAGAGUUUUACGAUGUUUUAACUUUUUGAUCCGACUGUAAUAUUAACUGUGGGCUUUUUUAAUGCACCUCGCAGUGUCGUACAAACGUAAUCACUGGAGGGCGAGGUGACGGCUGCGGUGUUUCUAGGUGUCUACUCAUUCACAAUACUGAAUAUAGUUUGUUUUAGUUCCCCCCACCCCCACACCCUCUUCUGUCACCAUGUUUCAUUUUCCAGUAAAAUUUCUGGAGCCUCAAGAGUUGUAUUGUCAGGCAAUAAACGAUGUCGAACGUGCGUUACCGCGCGGGCGAAACGCGCCGGAGACUGUGGUAAGGAUUCGUACGUCCAUCGAUGAGUAUUCGAUCCCUGAGCUCGCGAGGCAGCGUGCGAUGAAUCGCGCGUGUCGUUGUUCGUUGGGGCAUCCCGCGUGCCACGGCCACCGCCGCCACCCUUGCGGCCGCGAAAUGCCGCUUUUGACCAUUUACCGCAAUCGUGCGACGAAAAAUAUAUCUUGGGAGUUCAAUAAGCGGUGGCGAGCUUGCGACAAUUCACAGAUUCGCUUGCUGGGUUGAAUUCUUACGUACCUCGUGCACAAUGGAAGCUAUAUAGCAUUGUCUGACCUUUGAUCAAAUUAACCGUGUUCUUCACUCAUUGUACGUUCACGUGGAGUAAGUUUGAUUUUUAGCAGUUUUCUUUUUUUAAGUGAAUAGCUGGUUGAUGUCUGGCAUUAAAGACUCGUGUGCGGUCAUCCCAGCCACUCUGAUUGUAAAAAGGCCGCAUCUCGGUACAAAGUGUUCGCUUUGCCAAAUAUCUCACGAGGGCUUCGUGGCGUGCACAAUGAGAAGAUCCACUCCUCGACGUUGCCGUUUGACGUGUUGCAAUCCGUUUGAAAUCGAGGUUUGCCGUGUGCGUACGCGACGUAACAAUGUCUUUGUAGCUGAUCAAGAAAUGGCCCUGGUACAGUCCCUGUGACAUUGCUCGCACUCUUACGAUCCAAUUCACCUUUUUGAGCACGGCGCAGGAGUCGGCGCAAAGGGCGAUGAUGGUCUUUUAUGCAUUUUACGAACACCGUUGAAUAGCUGGAAGGAUGUUGAUUGUUGCUGAUGAUUGGUGACCGGCUUGAGACCAACAACUCUGUACAUGUGAGAGCCUUUACGUAUAUGUAUGUUGAACUUCUUUCGGACCGUACGUAGCCAAACGCGCUUAUCGGAGGUGCGGGAAAAUCACAGGCGACUCCAACCUAGAAUGGGAAACCCAGGUUCUCGGAGUUGCUGCCUCAUCGUGCCGAUGUUUCUGACAGCGGUAUAUUUAGAUUUGUAUACACACAUAUAUAACUGUUACGUAUGUGGGAUGCUGCGACAGUGGUGUAAAAGUCAUCGAUCCAGAGGUCACCGGUACGGUUCUAUUUCACGGCACCGCAGUUCAAACGAAGGUGCGAGUGUCCGGAAUCCCCACGUCUCUGUUACACCCAGCAGCGUAGAUGGGCGCGUGUGUGCGUAUGUACAUUGAACUUCUUAAGCACCGUACAUGGCCGACCGUGCAACUCGGAGGUGUGAGGAAAAUGCAAAAAAAAAAACUAAAUCUGGUUGCGUGUGGUGGGCUAAAGUCUAAUGGGUACUCUUAAACUCUUCCAAAACAUCUAUCCGUCGUGGAAGAGUAGGCGAAUGUACCCUCGAGCGCUCUCUAGUGGAGAUGUUUCUGCUUGCAGUGGUGUAAGCAAUUGCCUCCUGGGCUGCAACCCUUGCCUUUUAUACAGUGUGUAUAUAUGCAACCACCCUCUAGCCACUAGAGGCCGCUACAUUCACGGGUUUAUUGACAAAAAAAGAGAAAAGAAUGGAUCCUUAAAUAUUGACCGCGAAUGGCGACGGCGCGUUGGGAUUUACGAGGGGAGUGGGAAGUGAAUCGAUGAUGGCGAGGGGGUGUGUGGGAAGGCGGCAUCGUUUUACAAAGCGAAGUCUAUUUCCCAUCUUUUCUAGGAGUGCUGUAGAAACGCAACAGCUUUUUUGUGGGCUGGUUGACAUUUCGGCGGGUUUCCCCAGAACCCCCGCUUCGUAAAGAUAUACCGGCACGAAUUGUUGAGUACGUCGCAUUCGGCAGCCCGUGGUGCGGUCGUGAAGAUUGUGUUUUUCCAUCGGGCCAGUUGUGUUCAGUCGACGUCUCCGUUGUUCCGUGAUGGAGCGAACAGGCCGCAUCAAAGACAUCCAGAAUAGAGGUUUUUUGGGGGUUAGAUCGUGUAAAUAUAUGAACGUGUCGUUAAACCCGCCAGCACCUGACACAGCCAACCAGUAAGGGUUGUCACGUAAACAGAACGUGGCCAAUUCGUCACUAGUACAGCACACCCGUGCGUUGAAGAGCCAAGCCACAACAUUUACAAUCUGAGUACAACUCGCUUCAUCACGUGACAACCCUUACUAGUUGGUGGUGGCGGGUUUAACGACACAUUUAUAUAUUUACGCGAUCUAACCCAAAGCAAAUAUUAUGGAUGAUAUUGGUCACGAAAGCCUAUGUGUUAAAACGAAUCAAAGACAACAACAAAAACAGACGUUACAAACAUUAUUUCGCAAAUUCAUAUUAUGGAACUUAUUUAUUAUUAACCAACGUAGACUAGGAAGGGGUGGAUAAUUUAGAGCGCGUCAUCUGUCUUAAUUUCAUGUUAAAGUGAUCAGGUUUUUUUUACUUGCAGUCGUGUUGGUACCGGGCAGCUUGCUGACCCUUGACCUGUGAGGAGCAGAUCAUGGGAGCCAGCCUGGCUGGUGGCCUCACAUUUUACUGCCUCCCCAGUUAAAAAAAACUUCUCGUGAGAGAAGAAGCAAAAAAAAAACACAACAAGAAGAGAGCUUUGUUUCCAGCAGUUAUGUCUCGCGAUGUUUUAAAGGGUUUGAAGUUGUGUUUAGUUGAGCGUAUCUGCAAAGUGUUUUAACCAAUAAAGAGAAUGCAUUGUUGAAAACGGUGCCUCCCCACCCACCCACGCACCCACCCACCUUUCUGUGUUGU
Molecule: messenger RNA, 4732 nt
Organism: Lethenteron reissneri (Far Eastern brook lamprey)
Lineage: Eukaryota; Metazoa; Chordata; Hyperoartia; Petromyzontiformes; Petromyzontidae
Gene: DR1
Product: down-regulator of transcription 1
Biological process (GO): negative regulation of transcription by RNA polymerase II; RNA polymerase II preinitiation complex assembly
Cellular component (GO): negative cofactor 2 complex
Molecular function (GO): protein heterodimerization activity; RNA polymerase II general transcription initiation factor activity; TBP-class protein binding
Source: RefSeq, a predicted model, not a curated record